UCAAGAUGGCAGCCCGCAGAUCUGAAAACGUGUUGAAUUUAGAAGGUUGCAAUUACUUCCGCCAGCGGCUUAUCUUGGCCACAUUGAGUGGAAAAUCAAUCAGAAUAAAGAAAAUUAGACACAAGGAUGAUGAACCGGGUAUAAGAGAGUUUGAAGCAAGCUUUAUUCGUCUGAUAGACAAGGUAACCAAUGGUUCCAGAAUUGAGGUGAAUGAAUCAGGUAAGCCUAUCAUUGGUGGCUGUGUUGACUCAAGACAUCAAAGUUUAGCUUUGUUAUUAAUGGUCCUUGGCGAAAAAGAUAUUUCGAAAAUAUUGACUGGCCCUCUGUCAACGUACACAAUUCAGUUUUUAAGGCAUCUUCGAGAUUUUUUUCAAGUGAUGUUUAAAAUUGAGACUCAGUUGGCAGAUGAAGAUGAAGACAGAAACACUGGUGGUGAUAAAAUUGUAUUGUCUUGUCUUGGAGUUGGAUUUUCAAAUCUCAAUAAAACUAUACUCUGAGACACUUUGUGUAUUUUUUCCUUCCAUGUUUAUUAAGCGUGGUGCAAAAAUCAGGAAUAUAGAACAUAUGAUGUAUCAGACUGCAAAACAAACAAAAGCAGUCUUUGCAGUUAACUUGUCUAUUUACAUGUGUUUAUAAUUGUAUGUCUGUCUGUAUGUCCAUCCGUCCCUCCAAAAUUCACCUCUUCAACUAUUGUACAAAUGUUUUUAAAAAUAAUUCAUCAUAAUUAAAGGGCUCAUACCACUAAUUGAAUAUUAA
Molecule: messenger RNA, 756 nt
Organism: Saccoglossus kowalevskii
Lineage: Eukaryota; Metazoa; Hemichordata; Enteropneusta; Harrimaniidae
Product: RNA 3'-terminal phosphate cyclase-like protein
Biological process (GO): endonucleolytic cleavage of tricistronic rRNA transcript (SSU-rRNA, 5.8S rRNA, LSU-rRNA); ribosome biogenesis
Cellular component (GO): nucleolus
Molecular function (GO): RNA endonuclease activity
Source: RefSeq, a predicted model, not a curated record